GCCGUGACGGGCAAUAUUGCCGCCUCCAGCAGGCUUGACUUUACUUCUUUUUUGCAAUGUCUGCCAACGAAACAGUGCCCACACCGGUCUCAACUGGAGAAGCAGUAAAAAACAUCCUUGACGACUACCCAGAUGUUGAUGGCCGCUCUUGUCAACUCUUGGGCCCGACCGCGCUUAUUGUGCAAGGCUUGAUGGGGAUUCUGGUGAUUCUGUCGCUGGUGUACAAACGUCACAGAGAGAAACCGAAACGUCCUUGGCGAAUCUGGUUAUUCGAUGUUUCCAAGCAAAUUGUGGGACAAAUGUUCGUCCACGGAGUAAACGUCUUCGUAUCCGAUGCUGUUUCUCACAAUUCAGACGAGAACGCGUGUGUCCUCUAUUUCUUCAACAUCCUAAUUGAUACGACCCUUGGUGUCGGUCUACUCUACAUCAUUCUUCGCGUUCUGACUCACUUGUUCGUUGAGAACUUUCAUCUAAAAGGGUUCGAGUCUGGCAUAUACGGCACUCCGCCCUCUAUAAAAUUCUGGGGGAAGCAAGCAACACUAUACGUCGUAGCUCUUACGACUAUGAAGCUCCUAGUUAUCGCACUUCUGGCAUUUUUCCCUGGCCUGUUCAUCAUUGGUGCCUGGUUACUCAGUUGGACUUGGACAGGAGAUGGCGACGCCUUGCAAGUUAUCUUCACAAUGGGUCUCUUCCCCAUCAUCAUGAACAUCCUCCAGUUUUGGCUCAUCGACUCCAUCGUUAAAGCCUCAAACGAACAAUUCGUAUCCCUAGACACCGAUGUCCACGACGCGCUUGAUCAUGCAGACCGCGAACCUUUGUUCGGAGUCCCAUCUGACGAUGAGGACGAUGAUGACGCCGGUACACAGCGCCAUGAUAUCGAAAACCCACGCUCCCCAACCCAUCAACAUCAACGCUCCCAAUCCAACGAUAAAUCGACAGGUGGCAGCACGACUCCGUUAGCUUCAGAGCCCAAGCUAUCCGGCUCGAGUACACCCCAAGCCAUCCCUAGCGAAACGCACGAUGUACACGCAUACCCUCCUAGCUUGUCAAGUAGCGUAGCGUCAGCUUCUACGAUGGCGUCAAUACCUGCCUCGAGCAUUCGGGAAGCAACGAAGCUCAACAAGAAACGUCGUUCGCCUCCUACACCCCUCCAUAUACGCCAACCACGACAGCCCGCUGUAAACACUGCUUCUCCUGCACCGAAGAACCCCUCACACGAGAGGAAACCAUCUAGACCUGUGGUUGUUGUAGAACCAGCAGGACAGGAGUGGACUGAAUCAUGGGGAGAUGAGGACGACUGGGCAGAUAGAGUGGGCGAGGAGGACUGGACUGGAUGUCGAAUAGAGCAGAAGAAGGAUAGUAUUAACGGAGUUUGGGAUCAUUCUCCGAUAGGUGCUCAUGCAGAAUCAUAAGGCUUUCUGCACCCUGUCCAGCACUCGCGUGUAUGUCCAUCCACUAACUUGCAUAUUAUUACAUGUAUAUAAUGAACGUUAGCUCAGUAGUACUAGUUGCAUGAUAUACCCC
Molecule: messenger RNA, 1524 nt
Organism: Desarmillaria tabescens
Lineage: Eukaryota; Fungi; Basidiomycota; Agaricomycetes; Agaricales; Physalacriaceae
Product: vacuolar membrane protein-domain-containing protein
Exons: 5
Coding region: 57-1412 (451 amino acids)
Cellular component (GO): membrane
Source: RefSeq, a predicted model, not a curated record